Messenger RNA from Thamnophis sirtalis, 2247 nucleotides. It is a transcript of the gene CYBC1, whose product is annotated as cytochrome b-245 chaperone 1. NCBI's taxonomy places the organism in Eukaryota, Metazoa, Chordata, Lepidosauria, Squamata, Natricidae. The record is from RefSeq and is a predicted model, not a curated record.
AACCCAUGUGAGUAUAGCGACCUGCCUUAGUUCUAUGAUUCUUCGGCAUCGCGUUGGUCGCACGAAAGACUUUGGGAAAGCGCCGGGCAGACACUUAGGCUUUGUGAGUGUUUUGUGGCACUGUAACUUCCUAUCCACUGCCAAAGAUGUAUAUGCAGGUUGAAAGUCAUUCAAACAAACGCCUUCACUUGAAGAGAUCCCCGGGCAUCAGAUCUUGGUCUAUCUUUGUAGGAAUCUCCUCCAUUGGCAUAGCUGCUGCUUAUUAUAGUGAAGAAAGCCUGGGAUGGAAACUCUUUUAUCUUGUUGGCUGCCUCUUUGUAGCUGCACAAAACCUGGAGGAGUGGGAAGAAGUUAUAUUUGAGAAAGAUGCAGGAAAGGUUUACUUAAAGUCAUUCAGCCUUUACAAAAAGGUGUUGACCUUUUCCAGAGCUGGCCAUGAACAAGUGGUUGUUCCGUUGGAUGAAAUACAGGCUGUAAAUGUAGAAGAAGAGAAAGUUCGUUACUUUGGGAAGGGGUACCUAGUUGUACUGCGAUUUGGCACUGGGUUUUCACACCCUCUCACACAGAAUGCAGUGAUGGGCUACAGAAGUGAUGUUGAGGCUGUGGCCAAAAUCAUUGUUGGUUUCCUUGAACUGAACGAGUUUCAGAUUGACGAAGGCCUUGAAACGAGUAGUGGAACGGAUGUUAGUGAUGAAGAUCAAGCAAAGGACAAAUAGUUACAUGAACUCUGAUACGUAAAAACCAAAAAUUUUCUGGAUGGUAGAAAACUUGAAUCUGUUACAUUAUUAAGUUCUAGAAACAUUUUUUAAUUGUUAACUUCCUGUGUAUAAUGUUAAGCAUACAGAUUUGCAACAAUCAGAAAGGAGUUUCUUCCAUAUUUUCUAGAGCAGGGGUGCCAAACUCACGUCAUCAGGGUGGCGUCACGUGAUGUAUCAGGACUUUCCCCCCCCCCUUUGCUAAACGGUGGAGCCAGCAUGUGACGCAUCUGGUCCGCGGAUCGCAAAUUUGACAUCCCUGUUCUUGAGUCUAGACCUAUGGAUCUUUCAACUGAAAGAUUUUCCGGUGGGAAUACCAUUUGGGCAUACUUUAGAUGAUUACCUAAUUCCCGAUAAGUCUUGAGCCUAUUUCUCCUUCUGCACUCCUUGUGAUAUUUUUAAAUUUCAAUAAAAUCCUCCAGCAAGAGUAUCAUGAGGCCAUAGACUUCAAAUGUAGAGCGUACUAUUUGUCAACAACUGCACUUCCCCCGGAGGAGCAGUAUAAAAACUUUUGCUUCAGAGCAAACCAGUUUGACACUACACCCAGAUUUGAGGCUGGGAUGUUUCCCCUCUAAACAAAAGGGAAAGCAGGAACAACUCCAGAGAAGACCCAUCUGCAAGUGAUUACCAGUUGACAAGCUAUAGUACAUGUUACAUAGUGCAGAACCUCUUCUAAUGGUUUUCGCAAUUAAGGAGGUCUGUAAUUACAAGUGAAAUUUGUCCUGAUCCAAGGUUGUUUUAAACAAAACUGGACUCCUGCUUGUAGUUAAUUGGCAGUCUGUAAACUUGUAGUUACCAGUCUGUAAUCAACAGUAGUUAGGUUCUUCCUAUCUAGAAAAGGACAUAAAUGGGAUUCCAACCAAAGGCUAGCUCUCUAAUGACAGCCCACAGAGGUGAUAUGAGUCUGUAAUGGUAAAUCAGUGACUAUAAUAAAUUCUAAAAGUUAGAGAGCUGAAAUUGAAUGUUUUGAAUGCAACUUUUCAAAAAAAUGCAUAUUUUUCUUGAUGGUUUGCGUUAAAUUACUGUUAGCUUUUCCUCAGCAACCACAUUUGAUAUUGCAUCCUUAAAAUUGAUAAGCACAAUGAAAGUCUUAUGUGUGUGCAUAUGCUUGCGGGUUUGUUUUCAAUUCAUGAUUCACAUUAUAUCCAUUUUUCUCAUAUUAGUUUGAUGGUGAUUAUAUUUAACUUUCUACUGGGGCCAAGUACCAAUAAUGUCUGUGUUAAAUUUACUGUAGUUCAAAGGAAAUACCCAGUCUAAUAGAUAAUUAAAUGAUAGAUUUUUAUUUCAAAAAUGGGAAAAAUGCUAUAUGUCAGAUAUUUCUGUUUAGAGGGUUUUUUUAAAAAAAAGAAAGAAAGAAAAAGAAAUAGUAAAUAUCAAAAAGGAUUAUCCAGUGUAUUUUAUUAAACUUAAAAGGUUUAGGGUCUGUCAUUGGUUUCCACAUAUGAAAAGUAAAUACCCCACAUUCUAGAAAUUCUAAAAAUAUAUUGAUUGU